AGAAACGGGCUGCUGGUGGCGAAGAUGGCGGAUGGGGACAGUGGCAGUGAGCGCGGUGGUGGUAGCGGCGGCGGCGUAGGGGGAGGAGGCGGUGGUUUCCAGCACUACCAGCGGGAACCGGAGACCCAGGAGCUGGCCUCGAAGCGUUUGGACAUUCAGAACAAACGCUUCUAUCUUGACGUGAAGCAGAACGCCAAAGGCCGGUUCAUCAAAAUAGCCGAGGUCGGUGCCGGGGGCUCAAAAAGUCGACUGACCCUCUCCAUGUCAGUUGCGGCAGAGUUCCGUGACUAUCUGGGGGAUUUCAUAGAGCACUACGCCCAGCUUGGGCCUAGCACCCCGGAGCAAAUCGCUCAAUCAUCCGGUGGAGAGGACACUGGGCCUAGACGGGCCUUGAAGAGCGAGUUCCUGGUGCGCGAGAACCGCAAAUACUACCUCGACCUUAAGGAGAACCAACGGGGUCGGUUUCUUCGGAUCCGACAGACCGUUAACCGUGGGCCUGGUUUUGGUGUCGGUGGAGGUGGUGUGCCCGGAGCUGGUCUGCAGUCCGGCCAAACCAUCGCACUUCCUGCACAAGGCUUAAUAGAGUUCCGUGAUGCUUUGGCGAAGUUAAUAGACGACUACGGGGGAGACGAGGAGGACCUGGUCGGCAGCGGAGGCGCAGGAGGUUACAGCGAGCUUCCGGAGGGCACCUCCUUCGUUGUGGACUCCAAGCGGUUCUUCUUUGACGUGGGAUCAAACAAGUAUGGCGUGUUCUUGCGGGUUAGUGAAGUGAAGCCCAGUUACAGGAACUCUAUAACGAUUCCCUUCAAGGCUUGGAGCAAGUUCGGGGGAGCGUUUAGCCGCUACGCCGAGGAAAUGAAAGAGAUCCAGGAGAGGCACCGGGAUAAAAUGUACGAGAGGAGAACCGGUGACGAGUCCGAGGGCGACGACGUGGACGACGACUGACGCAGAGGGAGCAACCUAAGAUGAAUCUGACGAAAUGGUGAAAAGUUCUGAAGAGAAACAAAAGAUGGAGGAACGACUAUUUUGUGCAUGACGAAUCGAACUUUGAAAAAAAAAAUAUUGCUAAAACAACGGAGAAAAACACGAAAGUAUGUUUGACUAAGAAAUCACUGUCUAUAUAAGAGAAUAUGUCCUAAAGAUUAGGUGGAUGUUAUAGAUAAAUGAGUGCGGGCUGCAGUAGUCAGCUCCUGUAUGAGAUUCCCUAUUGAUGAAAAAUAUUUAUAACUAUAUAUUUAUAUACAUCUAUAGCUCGUCCAUUUGAAAAACCUCAUGUGUAGCCCAGCAGAUUAAGUUUGACAAUGCUCAAAGACUCAGCCGUGCAGGUCGUCAGUCUUCACUUUUUGGUUGAUAUCCAAGGGUAACGUCACCUGGUGCUAAACCUAAGUCAGUGUGAUUCUUAACAGGCAGUGUGUGAAAUACUCAAAUCAACAGUUGUGGGAGUGAGGGAGGGCACCUGCAUCACUCGCCCUGGUUGCAUGUUUUGUUUUGUUUUUGAGGGGAUGGGUUUGGGGGGUUUUGGGUUCGUUUUUGUUUUUUUGGUCUAAAGUGACCCGCAAUGAACUGCUCGCCCAGGCGGAGCCCGAAAACACCCAUAGCCGUGACAUCUGCUGUAGUGAAGCACCCCUUGGCCUCACAGAACAAACCUUCUCAGCCCAGCAUCUUUUAUAAAGGUGGUCUGUUACAAGCACAUGUCUCAUUUGGACUCCCCCUGCCCCCCUCCCUCCAACAAUCCAAAUGGGUCCAAAUAUCUCUCUCUCCUUUUCCUGGACAUCCCUCAGGUGCUGAGCCUCUGCUCCAGUAGCUGCUCACACACGGCCUGUUGUGUCUCAGGGCUGUCGAGCCCCUCGUGUCUUUAUGGGGGCGGGGGGAGUUAUCAGCGUAACCUGUGCCGGCUUCAUCCUCCAGAAGUUCUGGGUGCAGAUCUGGUCGGUCAGUUGUUGCAGUCCGCAGCAACCAAUGUUGUUUCACAUGAUCCCGGGCCACACAUGACCCCCGUGACCUGUUGGUGAAGGGAGGGGGAUUCGGUGUGCUCGGGCCUCUAGCGUGGUCAAAGUUAAAGCUUAAUAUUGGUGGGCUUGAGCUACGGUCUCAAGGGAAACCGACCCUUGUUGACUUAUUUAAGAUGCACUAUUGAAAUCCUUUAAUCAUGAACUCAGAUCAUUGAAUGGCAGAAUGAUGUUCAGUCUGAUUGUAAGGAAAAAUUUAAAAAAAAAUUAGGUGCUUUUAAAAAAAAGAAAAAAACACAAACCCACAAUGGGGGGUGCUGUAUCUAUAAAAUAAAAUAAAAUAUAUAUAUACUGAAAGAGAUUUAGCUACUAAAAAAAGCUCAAGUAUAGAGUUAUUUUUCAAAAGAGAUAUAUUGAAUAUGUCUUAGGAAUAUGAGACAUUUAUAAGAUAAUGCUGCCUGAAGUGGCUUAUUUAAAACACUAAACUUGGAUGCAACUGUCCAAGGUGAUAUUUCAUACCUGCUUUUUUUUCUAACAUUUCUUUUAGCCAUUAGGAAAUAAUUAACAUGAUAAACUGAUAACACAGUACGUUAUCACAAAUUUGACAAAGCAACAUCAGUUUUUGUUUUUUGUCAGCAAACAGCACUCCAGGUCACUUUACAGAGCAUCGAGUUGUCUUCUUUGAAGUCCCUUAUUUUGUCAUUUCUGCAGUCAUCCACAUUUUAUUUUUAGCGUUCCUUUUAAUAAAAAUAAAAUAUAUAGGUUUGCAUGCCUGCUCUGCUGCAGAGCUUUGUGUUUUUUCGUUUACGUACUCUGAUUGCUGUAUGAUGGUAUUUAUCCAUAUUUGAGAGCAUUUUAAGUUGUUUCGCUAUAUAACAGUAGAGAAGAAUAAAGGUUAAAAGUUUACUUUUCGCCCUAAUUUUAAAGACAGCCACCGGUUUCCUGUUACCAUCAUCGUCCUCUCUCCUCGGUUUGCAAACCUCUUGUUGAACUUUGUUACCCACAGCAGAGAAAUGCCAUAUUAAAGUAUAACAAACAUCUGGGAGCAAUAGUGUUUUUUUUCUUUUCUAUUAUUAGGAAUAUACUAUAUAUAAUAUAACAGAUGAGAUUGAUCUACAUCCUUCUUCCUGUACUGUGUUACGUGAAAUGGCAGCUGUUCGAGUCAUGUGUGUUCUGCUGUAAUAUUCUACCACGAUCCUUUCAACGAGAAAUAAAAAAAACAUUUUUGCUCAGGA
Molecule: messenger RNA, 3184 nt
Organism: Cynoglossus semilaevis (tongue sole)
Lineage: Eukaryota; Metazoa; Chordata; Actinopteri; Pleuronectiformes; Cynoglossidae
Product: transcriptional activator protein Pur-beta
Exons: 1
Coding region: 25-945 (306 amino acids)
Biological process (GO): regulation of transcription by RNA polymerase II
Cellular component (GO): nucleus
Molecular function (GO): RNA polymerase II transcription regulatory region sequence-specific DNA binding; purine-rich negative regulatory element binding; DNA-binding transcription factor activity, RNA polymerase II-specific
Source: RefSeq, a predicted model, not a curated record